Lotus japonicus is the source of this 6381-nucleotide messenger RNA. RefSeq lists its product as uncharacterized. The transcript has 6 exons. Lineage: Eukaryota; Viridiplantae; Streptophyta; Magnoliopsida; Fabales; Fabaceae. The record is from RefSeq and is a predicted model, not a curated record. Bases 4228 to 5169 code for a protein of 313 amino acids.
AUGGUGCUAUUGCCAUAAAUUUAUCUAACAAAACACACAAAAUUGUGAUAACAAUACAUUGGUCGAUGAUAAUUUCUUAAUACCCGCAAUUAGGGGUAAAAGUCGCUAAAAUAAUCAGAAUCCUCGCGCGAUUUCUGUUCCCUCUUUCAUUUCGCACUUGAUCUUAGGGCUCACACAUGCUUUGAUGGCGUCUCCUUCAAUGGCUCCGACGACACAACGGAAAGAAGAUGAGUGUCUCCGACGAGUUCGUCGUUUGAGAUUCCGUUCACCACCGGCAGCACUCUUCACCACCGGCCGCUUUCCAACUCCGACGACAUUCUUCACCACCAGCCCCUUCGCAACCCUAGGGCUUUUUCCCCUUCAUGCUUCGAAUGGAGUGAGAUUUUUCACCUGAGAGGAAAAAUCCCGAUCGAUUGUGCCCGCUCCCACCGUCGUCGACCACAUAUUGAGGUUUGUCACCAAUUUCGGCUUGGUCCGUCGUUGCCGGCGGAGGAAGACACGAAUACUCCUUUCGUUGUCGCUAUGGCUUCACUCUCGAUCUCUGAAUCUCGCUCUUGAAUCGCAAAUCCUUCUCUCCUCUGUUCUUGUCACCAAUCGCAUGGCAAAUCACAUUUCCUCUCUUCUCUGUUUGUGUCUUUGUUUCUGCACAACUCUGACAUAUUGCUAUGAAUUUCACUAAUGUGGUGGUGCAGGGACAAAGAGAAAGGAUAAAGGGUGUAAUCAUGGAGGAGGGUAUGAUUCUCAGUCUUGAUUUCAAUGUUUUUCCAAUUUUAGCCAUAUCAAUGUGGCUUAUAACUCUGAUUUUACUAAGUUAGUGUCUAAGCAUCUGCUCUUCUAGCUAGGCUAUGAUAAUCUGCUAUUUUAGCUAUGGUUCCUGGUAAAUUUAUGUUUAUUGUGCUUUCAUGGAUGGAGUUAUGGUCCUUUGGAGCUACUAGUGUUGUGGCUUCAAGCAUGGGUGAUGGUGGAGAUUGGCAGCUUCUUGUGUGAUAGGGUUGGAAGCUUGAAAAGAACUUGAGGUUCCUUUUGCAAAAGAUGUGGAAGCAAAGUGACGUGGGAAGUUUGAUGAGAAUUGUUUUUCGAAAAAACCGGAGGCAAGGGAUAAUAUUUCCUUAAUGAUGGAAGACAUUGGAACUUCUCGUGUUUGGAACAUGCACUAUAGGUCAUGCCUGGGUGGUUGUUGUGCCAGUCCUGAACUAGGUCUAUAGGAAGCUGCUAUAUCUGGUUGAUUAUGAGGGGGACUAGAACAAGUAUGAUAAGAGUUUGAACAAAGUAGGAGCAGAACUCGUAAAGCUAUGAGGAGUUGAAGGAGCAUGUGGAGGAAAACGAAGUCACAACUUUGACGAGGAUGAAGAAGAAUAUGACGACGACAAUGAAGAUGAGGAGCGUGACGUAGAGUUUGUAGGGCCAUGGUGCCCACUCCGGCCAAGUUCUAUCAUCAGGCUAGUGAAGCCAUUUAUGGCACAUUGAGAUGUGGUUAUGUGUCUGAGUGAGAAAGAAAUUGAGUUUGAAGCACUGCAUGUUGACCUGAGUUCCUCAAGAUUUCAGGUUCAAAUUUUCACUUUUUUUUUUAAAAGUUCAUUUUAAUCUUAUACUUUAUCACCUUGUUUGCCACAUUGGGUUUUCCUUUCCCUGUUUGUCAUAAUUUGUUUCCAGAUAAUCUUGUUGUUUCUCACUGUGAUGCUUUGUCGCUGUUUGGCAUUAAUGUUUCCUAGCUUGUUUGGUGUUGUUAAAUGAUGAAGUUUAAAAUCUUAUUUGUGUAGUAGUUUUAGUGUUUAUCUUCCAUGGUUUUCUACUACUCUAGUUCUGAAACUAUACAAGGUAAUGAAUUGAGUGUUAAGAGCAUUAGUGCUCAUGUAAGUUUUAUGCAAGUAGGUAUUUGAGUUGCAAGUUCUAUUUUUUGGCAGCUAUGAAACCCAUUCCUGGCGGUUCUAAACGCCCAAAAUUGGCUUUAUGCAAAUGAAGGCGUUUAGCGGCAAUAGUAAAUGCCGCUAGAUAUGGCCGCUAAACGACGACGCCUUUUACUGGCCGUUUUUUACAUCUUUACCGGCGCCCGGUAUAAGCGCCGGCAAAGCCUUUGCCGACCCCCGAUACACGUGUAACUUAUAGAACAUAACGCAUCAUUUAAAAAAAAUUAAAAACAUAAUGUACAUAUUAGCUCCUGAAACUAAGGUGAUCUCCUUCUAUAAAAUGUCCAUGUUGAAAGAAAUCUGAGUGAAAAACUGAAGCAUAAGAGAAAUUUAAGACUGAGCUCGACAUUUUCAUGAACUAAAUAUAAGACACACAUGGUUCUAAUUAUGGGCCUGCUCUUAGCACACCAAGCAAUUAAAUUGUUAGUGUAGUGUGUAACACGGUGAUGAAAUCAUGAAAAGGAACUUUUAGUUUAUAAUUGCAUUCCGUUAAAACUCAUUUAGAAGCUGUUAGUGACAACUGUAACUCAAUUAGGACAGUGAUGAUGUUCGAAUCCAAGAAAAUGAAGACGAUAUACAUUAGCCCGAGCUACAGGUGGAACUUAGACAAUCUCCAAGUAAUCCCUCAAUAACUACUUCUAUCCUUUUUUAUAUAUAAUUCCCCCAUGCCAACAAUUUAAUAUUAAUUACUAUCUAACUAACAUACAAUGGCCUACAAAUGCCAAAAUUCUUAUAAAAGUGGCCAGAAGCCCAGAAGAUACACAUUCUAAAAAAAGGCAUAAUAGUAAAAAUUAAGCAACAAAAACAGCGCAAUUAGCAUUCAAAAUAAGUUGCACUGUUUAAAGAAGACACAUAAUAGUUGAAACCAAGUGCAUCUACCCGAUAUGAAUCACCGGAAGAGUUAUAGAUUGAGGAAAUUUUCUACUUUUAUUACCUAUAACAGUUGUUGCUGAAGUGUUUCCAACUUGUGUCAUGCUUCAUAGAAAUGUUUAAAGAUUCAGCACCCAUAAACACUAAUCUGAGAGACGGAACAAAAGCUCAAAAAAUCAAUCAGCUGAAAAGUAACUCAUGCUUCUUCAUAAUUCAGUGCAGAAUGAAUAAAUAAAAUGAAAUAUAAUACUCAGUAAAUUAUAGGUAAUCAAAGUAAGAUCAUCUGUUAGGUUUUUUAGUUUUAAAUUAUUCUGGGAAUGAAAGGGUAAAUUGAACAAAAAGUAAAGAAGAAAGACCAAUAAAUACAAAAUGAAUAAGAAGAAAAUGGGGAAAGGUUUCUCCAGCCUUAAAAAAAACACCUAGAAAGAACCAAUUGUUCCCAAAAUGACCCAAAUGUCCGAUAUGACAUCUAUCCGAACACAAAGUUGUAGCAAACUCAGCAAACUAUGGGUUCUACAGAGAGAUAGAGAGAUGAAAAGGAAUCAAAUGAAGAAAACUCUGGAAAAUAAAGGGGGGAGGGGAGGGAAGAGGGGAUUACUUGCGAAGAGCCUAGAUCAUGAGAUCGCCGACCUUGGAGAGUAAGUACUCCACUGCAUUUGAAACGCCAGUCGGAGAGGAAGCCGAAGGGGGCGGUGGCAGUGCGGAUCGCAGGUUCUGGCUCGGGUUGGGACUUGGGAGCAGAAGAAGUUGAAGAAGGAGGACUCGAGUUCCUCAGAGUGGUAGAGAGACCUAGGUGAGGAAGGAGAGCGCGAAGGAGAUGAGACCUGUGAAGCAAGACUGGGAAUUUUGAGUUGGUAGUGAGAAUGAGAACAAUAAAUAUAGAUAGUAAAUUUGAAAUUUGAAAACUUUUGGAGAUGCAGAUGAAACCUCGACCACCGAAAAAGUUUAGAGAUUUGGUUCCCAAUGUGUCAUCUUGGGGAAUAAGGAUUCUUGGGGAAGGAUGCUGAUGGCGGUGCAGGGUAUAUGAUUGGUCAUGGUGGCCAUUGAUGGAAGAGAUUAAUUGGAAUGGUAAUUAUGAAGGCUUGCAUGCUUCUGUGGUAUGUGUGAAGCAUUUAAAAAAGGAAUUGGAAGAUGCACUCUUUGGGAAUCUUCUUGUGGAAGAGAAAAAUGAGAGAUUUCCAAGUCAGCGAAACAGGCAACGUGAUUGGUAGAUGAGUGCCACGUGAAAGCUGAGUGGAGAAGGAGAAUGAAGAGAAGGUGACACAUAAUCACGGAAAGGAGGGAAGCAAGGAGAGAGAGCCACUUAGGAAAUCCACUCACUGUAAGAUUGCACUAGAGAAGAGAAUGCAUGAGGAGCUGACACAUCAGCAAAUGGGUCUUAUAAUCCUUGCUGUUUUAAUAUAUAUAUUGAUAUUGAUGUGGGGUAGUCAAUGUGUAUGCUCCCUGCACCAUGAUUGAAAAGCGUAAUCUUUGGUCCUCUAUUGAGGUGUGGUUUUCUACUUGCCCUACCUCCUGUAUUUGUAUUGCCGGGGAUUUCAAUGCGGUUCGGCAUUCUGAUGAGAGAGUUGGAGUAAACGGAGUUACGUUUGCAGGCAGAAGGGAAUCAGAGGACUUCAAUUCUUUCAUUGCAAAUCUUCAACUUUUGGAUCCUCCUCUCGUGGGUGGGAAAUACACUUGGUUUCGUCCAAAUGGCGAGGCUUGUAGCAGAUUGGAUAGAUUCCUAUUAUCAGAUGAUUGGGCGUCAACUUGGCCUAAUCUUGCUCAAUAUGUUCUCCGCCGGAAUUAUUCCGACCACUGUCCGAUCCUCUUGAAAACUACAGCAGCUAACUGGGGUCCAAAACCAUUUCGUGUACUCAAAUGUUGGUUUCAAGAUCCGAGGUUUAAGCCUUUCGUGGAGUCUUCAUGGUCCUCAUUACAAAUCCAAGGUUGGGGCGCUUUUGUGGUAAAAGAAAAAUUGAAGGGCCUCAGACCUUUACUCAAAGGUUGGAACAAAGAAAUAUUUGGUGACAUAAACAGGAAGUAUUCUGAGAUUUUGGACUCUCUCACUGGCUUGGAUCAGAAAAUGGCUACCUCAGGUUUAUCAUCGGCAGAGAAGGAUUUACGUAGGGCUGUGCAGAAUGAGUUGUGGCAAGUGGCUAGACUAAGGGAAUCCAUCUUGCAUCAAAAAUCCCGCUGCCAAUGGAUCAAGGAUGGAGACUCUACUUCUAGGUUUUUCCAUGCUUAUAUCAACCGCAGACGUCAAAUAAAUAAAAUAGUGGGCCUGGAUUUGAAUGGUAAUUGGGAAGAAGAGCCUAGUGUGGUGAAACAUGGAAUCAAAUCUUUCUUUGAGCAGAAAUUUAAAUGCCAUUAUUGGAAUCCUCCGAAACUAGUGGGGUACCAUUUGAUCAGUUAACAGUAGAAGACAAUUCUCUUUUGAUAGCUCAUGUGGAUAGUGUUGAACUGAAGGAAGCGGUCUGGGCCUGCGAUGGGGAUAAAAGCCCGGGCCUGGAUGGUUAUAACUUUAAAUUCAUGAAGUCUUUUUGGCAUCUUUUGUCUGCAGAUGUUCACAAGAUGGUAAAUGAAUUUUUUCAAAAUGGGUGCUGGCCCCGUGGCUACAAUUCUUCUUUCAUAGUUCUCCUCCCAAAGAAAUCAGUUCCAUCCGGUUUAAAUGAUUACAGGCCCAUUUCGUUGGUUGGCUGCACUUAUAAGAUCAUCUCUAAAAUUCUUGCCAACCGAAUCAAACAAGUGCUGCCCCGUGUGAUUCAUGACAGUCAAUUUGCCUUUCUCCCGGGCAGGGGCUUGCUGGACAGUAUUCUUAUAGCAAAUGAAUGGGCCCAUGAUGCUAAGUGCAAGAAGGUGAAAUCUAUGGCCUUCAAGGUGGAUUUCGAAAAGGCGUACGAUUCAGUCCGUUGGGAUUUUUUUAUUUUACAUGAUGCGGAGACUAAACUUUAGUCCCAAAUGGAUAUCACUAGUACAAAGCUGUCUUGAAUCUUCUAGAGUUUCUGUACUUGUUAAUGGAAGCCCGACCGACGAAUUUAGCAUGGAAUUGGGCCUGCGCCAAGGUGACCCAAUGGCUCCAUUUCUCUUCUUGAUAGUGGCUGAAGGUUUGAACUGUUUGUUGCGACAAGCAAUAAAUUUAAACCUGUUUUCUGGUUAUCGAUUUGGAAAUUCUGAAGGGGAGAUGGUCUCAAUUUUACAAUACGCUGAUGACACCUUGUUUAUCGGGGAAGCUACACGCCGGAAUGUUUUUACUGUAAAAUCAAUUCUGCGUUGCUUUGAACUUUCCUCCGGUUUGAAGGUAAAUUUCAAUAAAAGCAAAUUGGUGGGAAUCUCUGUGGAGGACCGAGAGCUUCAGGUCAUGGCUAAUAUUCUGAAUUGUCGAAUUUUGGAUCUCCCCUUUAGCUAUUUGGGUCUUCCCGUUGGCGGUAAUCCUAGAAGGAUUUCUUUUUGGGAUCCUGUGAUUGCUAAACUGAAAUGCAGGCUUUCAAAUUGGCGCAGUAAGAACUUAUCCUUUGGUGGCAGAAUCAGUUUAAUUAAUAGCACUUUGUCCGCUAUUCCACUGUAUUUCUUAUCAUUCUUUAAGAUGCCCGAAGGUGUGAUUAAGACGUGUACUCAGUUAAUGAGA